Anneissia japonica is the source of this 2186-nucleotide messenger RNA. Its product is annotated as cholinesterase 1-like. Gene Ontology annotation, cellular component: plasma membrane. Gene Ontology annotation, biological process: choline metabolic process; acetylcholine catabolic process. Gene Ontology annotation, molecular function: acetylcholinesterase activity. The transcript is spliced from 8 exons. Lineage: Eukaryota; Metazoa; Echinodermata; Crinoidea; Comatulida; Comatulidae. The coding region runs from base 1 to 1812 and encodes 603 amino acids. The record is from RefSeq and is a predicted model, not a curated record.
AUGCGGAGAGUUAUCCUGUUAUGCUUUUUAACAUUUAUUAAGUUCAGCCUAACAUUAUCAAAUCGACCUAGUGUUACAAUUAAACUUGGUGAAAUACUUGGAGUAAGAGAAUCUUUCAAUAACUUGGAUCUUGGUGUCAAUGCAACCCUAGAUAUAUUCCGAGGAAUACCCUUUGCUCAGCCGCCGGUUGGAGAAAAUCGAUUUAGACGCACAGUACCACUUACUGACCCAUGGAAUAAACCUUUAGAUGCAAGUGAAUUCAAUAAUGUUUGUCCGCAAACAUCAUCCGAUUUUGAUAUGCCUAAUAACAAAAGUGAAGAUUGUCUAUAUCUGAACAUAUGGGCGCCGUAUCCUAGAUCUGAGCCUCUUCCCGUGAUGUUUUGGAUUCAUGGAGGGGGAUUCAUAGCUGGAUAUGGAUCGAGUUAUACUUACAAUGCACGACCACUUGCAAGUUACAACAACGUUAUUAUGGUAUCAACUAAUUAUCGGCUUGGUGCGUUUGGUUUCCUGGCAACGGGUGAUGAAGCUCUACCAGGUAAUUAUGGGCUCUUUGAUCAAGCCGAAGCUCUCAAGUUCGUUUAUGAAAAUAUUGCAGCGUUUGGUGGCGAUCCAAACAAAAUUACCAUAUAUGGCGAAAGUGCUGGAGGGGCAAGUGUGGGCCAUCAUCUCAUUUCACCGAUUAGUCAGGAUUUUUUCUCACAAGCCAUAUUACAGAGUGGCAGUGCAGUAGCUCCGUGGGGCUUGGAGAAGGACAUGGAAAAAGCCAGACGGGACGCCGAUCAGUUAGCGUUUUUUACGGGCUGUGGAGCGGCAAAAUCUAGCGCUGAAAUGGCAGACUGCUUGCGGGAUGUUGAUCAAAGAAACAUUACUCUGUCUCAGAAUACGGUGAUUGCCCUCACGACCAAUGUUAUACCAUUUGUUCCAGUGAUAGACAAUGUCUUUAUACCCGGUGAUCCAUAUACACUAAUAAAAAACGGCAAGUUUAAGAAAUGUAAACUUAUGGUAGGGACUUGUCGAGACGAGGGUACUUUGGUCGCUGCAAGAGCGUUUCUACCACAGAUUCCAGUAAAAGAGCCAAUUGUUCGAAGACGGAAUUUCCGCAAUACAUUAGAAGGUUACAUCUACGCCUCAGACGAAACUGCUGUUGUCGAUGCAGUUGAGCUCCAGUAUACGGAUUGGUCAGUUGCUGACGAUCCAGAUACUAACUAUUUUUAUAACUUUGUCGACAUGAAUACGGACGAGGCGUUUCUUUGCCCGUCAGAUUUCACAGCGCGAGCGCAUGCGCAAAGUGCCCAGGAUGUAUGGAUGUAUCAGUUAACGUACCUACCGUCAAAUUCUGUUUGGUUUGAUCGACCUGCAUGGAAAGGAGUUGCACACGCCGAGGACCUACAAUAUGUGUUUGGAUAUCACUUUAUUCCAGAGUUGAAUCACACAUUUUACAAUGGACAGGAAGAAAUCGAACUUUCAAAACGUAUGAUGAAAUUUUGGGGGAACUUUGCAAAAACAGGAAAUCCAAAUCUAGAAACCCUGAGCGACACCUCGAGGGAGACUUUUGAGCCGUGGUUGCCCUAUAGUGUUCCUGGACUAGACUACAAAAUAUUUAACACAAACAUGACGAACAGCAAGGCGUUGAGGGCGGAAUAUUGUUCAUUCUGGAACAAUUACAUUCCACGAUUAAUGACAUAUACAGCCGAUAUAGACGAUCUUCAAAAGCAGUGGAGAGAAGAUUAUUACGAAUGGAAAGAUACAUCAAUGCCCGAUUGGUCUGCUACAUUCGAAGAUUACAAGCAAAAUAUGAAUACAUGUAAUUGAUACAUAUUUGUUAGGCUUUUGCUGGCAUCCCCUUACAAGUUAAAAAUCAUAAUCUUUUUAGAUGUACAGUACCGUAUACUUUAAAGGCUACACAUUCUACUUAUACAGUCCUUGCAUUCUUAGAGCAUCGGCAUUGUAUUCAGACAACUAAUGUAUAAACGUGUUUAUAAUAUUCUGUUACGUGUUUUAAAUUUUGGUUUACGUUUUUCAACAUUUAUAAAUCUGGUUAUACCAUGCAAAAUUGUCUAUAUAUAUAUUGUAAAAUUUUAUUGUAUGUAAAUGCUUAAUAGCUUAAUAACUAGUUCCGUAUUGUAAAUAAGUUUUUAUAAUACCGUUAAAUCUUGUCGAAAAAGAAGGUUUACAUUUAUGGCGUU